UGGCGUGGAUUACGUUGAGUUCUAACAUUUUUCCUUCUCUGGAAAGUCAGUUGGACGCACUUUUAGAACCACCCGCCGACGUACAUUGAAGAGACAACUCUAAAGGUCUCAAUGAAAAGCCGUUACUCGCACAAAGACUAAUCACGGCAGUGGAAGAGGAUGGCCGUCCACGCCGAGGGGAUCGUGGCUAUAGUGAUCUUCUACUUGCUGAUUCUGGGCGUGGGGAUAUGGGCCGCGUGGAAGAACAAGAACUCUGGGAACUCUGGGGUGUCGGAGGGCCAGGACCGCAGUGAAACCAUCAUGGUGGGCGGGAGGGACAUUGGGUUGUUUGUCGGUGGAUUCACUAUGACCGCUACAUGGGUGGGCGGCGGCUACAUCAACGGGACGGCGGAGUAUGUCUACCUGCCUGACUUCGGCCUGGCCUGGGCACAGGCUCCCUUCGGAUACGCCCUCAGUCUGGUAGUAGGUGGCCUGUUCUUCGCCAAGCCCAUGCGCUCCCGGGGAUACGUCACCAUGCUGGACCCGUUCCAGCAGAUAUACGGGAAGCGUAUGGGGGGGCUGCUCUUCAUUCCGGCGCUUAUGGGGGAGAUUUUCUGGUCCGCUGCCAUCUUGUCAGCGCUGGGAGCUACUCUGAGUGUGAUCGUGGACAUUGACAUCAACAUGUCAGUGGUGAUCUCAGCCCUAAUAGCUAUCUUCUACACCCUGGUGGGAGGGCUGUACUCUGUAGCCUACACUGACGUGGUCCAACUCUUCUGUAUCUUCCUGGGACUGUGGGUCAGUGUGCCAUUUGCUCUGUCCAACCCAGCCGUGUCAAGCAUCAGUCUGACAGCUAAAGAGGCUGUGUACCAGACACCCUGGCUGGGUAAGAUAGACUCAGCAGACACCUGGAUGUGGAUCGACAACUUCUGUCUUCUGAUGUUGGGGGGGAUACCGUGGCAGGUGUAUUUUCAACGGGUUCUCUCUGCCUCUUCAGCUACCUACGCCCAGGUACUGUCCUUUAUUGCUGCCGCAGGCUGCCUGGUCAUGGCUGUCCCCUCCGUUCUCAUAGGAGCUAUAGGAGCCUCCACAGACUGGAACCAGACUACAUAUGGGGCAAUUCCUCCCAAAGAGAAGGACCAAUCAGAUAUGAUCCUGCCCAUCGUGCUGCAGCACUUGUGCCCAUCCUGGAUCUCCUUCUUUGGUCUGGGAGCGGUGUCUGCUGCUGUGAUGUCAUCAGCUGACUCCUCCAUUCUAUCUGCCAGUUCCAUGUUCGCCAGAAACAUCUACCAGCUGGCCUUCAGACAAUCUGCGACAGACCGUGAGAUCGUGUGGGUGAUGCGUAUCACCAUCUUUGUGUUCGGCGCUCUUGCCACCGCAAUGGCGUUGCUAACGGGGACCGUGUAUGGCCUGUGGUACCUGAGCUCCGACCUGGUSUAUGUUAUCAUCUUCCCCCAGCUGCUCAGCGUGCUCUUCAUCAAGGGAACCAACACGUACGGCUCGGUGGCCGGCUACGUCUUCGGGCUGCUGCUGCGUAUCGGCGGAGGGGAGCCCUACCUCAAACUACCCCCCUUUAUCUACUACCCCGGCUGGGUGCAACAGGAGAAGAUCCACCACCUGACUGGAGACGUGGAGUACUUCAUCCAGCAGCGCUUCCCCUUUAAAACGGUCUCCAUGCUGGCCUCCUUCCUGGGUAACGUGGCCUUCUCCUACCUGCUCAAGUACCUGUUUGAGUCUGGGACUCUGUCUCAUAAGUAUGACUUCAUGGAUGCGGUGGUGUCCAAACACAGUAAGGAGAUCAUGGACAAGACCACGCUGGUCAGUAGUGACAACAUCAUCCUGUCGGAGAUGGCGCCGGUCAAAACGCGCCUCAGCAACGCACUGGCCGGGACAUUUACUAACACAGAGGCUCUCAGUGACGAUGAGGAGUCCAGCCCCGAGUCCUUAAACAACGACCAUGAGUAGAGACCAGGAAGUAGAGACCAGGAAGUAGAGACCAGGAAGUAGAGACCAGGAAGUAGAGACCAGGAAGUAGAGACCAGGAAGUAAAGACCUGGACCAAGACCCAGAGCCAGACCUGGACCCAGAACCAAGUAGAGCCAAGGUCAGGGGUGGCCAGCCUUCCAGGAGAGAUACCAUCCUGCAGAUCUUUGCUCCUGCUCUAACAUACCUGAUGUUAUUAAUCAGCUGCUCAACAGGAUCUUAAACAGCUUAACCAGGUGUGCUAUAGUAGGGCUGGAGAAAAAGCCUGCAUGUCCCAAUAGCUCUCCAACAGAAGGGUUAGCCAGCCCUGAUAUGGAGCCUUUACUGAGACCCAGAGCAGGUCUGUCUAGCCAUCCAACCCCCUCGUGUUCUCAUCAUAUCAACCACUGACUGACUCUCUGUAAAUCAAACACCACCGCCAUUUUAGUUUUCUGAUUUCAGUGCCUGGUCAUGGCUGUCCCCUCUGUCCUCAUAGGAUCCUCCACAGGUACACACACACACACACACACACACACACACACACAACACACACACAC
Salvelinus sp. IW2-2015 is the source of this 2495-nucleotide messenger RNA. RefSeq names its product high-affinity choline transporter 1. The record is from RefSeq and is a predicted model, not a curated record. Gene Ontology annotation, cellular component: dendrite; synapse; plasma membrane. Lineage: Eukaryota; Metazoa; Chordata; Actinopteri; Salmoniformes; Salmonidae. Gene Ontology annotation, molecular function: choline:sodium symporter activity. Gene Ontology annotation, biological process: neuromuscular synaptic transmission; synaptic transmission, cholinergic; transmembrane transport.